This is a messenger RNA of Acaromyces ingoldii, 2404 nucleotides long. RefSeq lists its product as hypothetical. Gene Ontology annotation, molecular function: mRNA binding; RNA polymerase II complex binding. Gene Ontology annotation, biological process: termination of RNA polymerase II transcription. The record is from RefSeq and is a predicted model, not a curated record. The coding region runs from base 435 to 2225 and encodes 596 amino acids. Lineage: Eukaryota; Fungi; Basidiomycota; Exobasidiomycetes; Exobasidiales; Cryptobasidiaceae. The transcript is spliced from 2 exons. Gene Ontology annotation, cellular component: mRNA cleavage factor complex; cytoplasm.
GCGGCAAAUCGCGUCGAGCCUCGCUUCAGCAAUCCACCACCACCACGAUCUCUUACUCUCGCACAGGUACAAGAACAGUUGAGGCAUCCACAGCGCUCUCGCUUCACAAGAGCUCUCUUCUUUCCUGCUCCUUCUCUUCGGCUCUGAGUUCGAGAGUUGCAGAAGGGUAGAAGAGGCCCAAUAGAAAUCAUAAUCAAAGCAGAGAGACAUCUGGUGCUGGCUCAGCGUCACAUUGCUUCCGUCUUCCGGCACUGGACCUUUUCAUCCUUGUUGUACUUCACUACUAGUCACCUGUUGAAGAGCUCUCUUGAGUGUUUGUGAAGCGUCGGCUACCCUACCCACCUUCGCUUCCGCACUACUGCUCGUGUCCAAGUACCUCAGGUCGACUGGCCAGCUGUUGUUUACACACUCUUGUUGUCUUUGCUCUUGGGGAAAUGUACGGCAACCCACAGUAUGGAGCUGGUAAUCAGUACGGAGGACCACCGCCGUACCAAACUCCCCAGCAGCAUCAUGCGGCAGCACCGGCACCGUACUAUGGCGGAGGCGCGCCGUCGACAUCGGCAUACCCGAUGAGCGCGGCGCCGGGGCCGAAUCUGGCGACAGAUGCCAAUGCCUUUGCCCAGAUGUUCAAGUCCCACUUGGCUUCGCUUACCUUCAACUCGAAGCCAAUCAUUACCAAUGUCACCAUCAUAGCACAGGAGUACGUGCAACACAUGGCCGUCGUUGUCGUACAGUGCCUCGAAGAACACAUCUUGAGCUGCCCUCCGCCGUACCGUUUGCCUGCCCUGUAUGCUCUGGACUCAAUCUGUAAGAAUAUCGGACCGCCAUACACAUCAAUGCUGGCAGAUCGCAUCGUUCGCAUCUACAUGGAGACGUACCGAAUUGUGGACCAAGGCACAAAGGUUCGCAUGGAGGAGCUCCUUAACACCUGGCGAAAUGCCGGGACCAACGGCGAACCCAUCUUCGGCGGCGACGCACAGUGGAAGAUCGAGACGCAGCUCUAUGGGCGCCAGGGUCCACCGGUCGGCCAGCGUUCGACAGUGGAAAAGAUUGACCGGUUGCUGAGUAUGGGUGCCCAUGACCAGAUCCACAAUCCGCAGGCUUUCGAUGCAGGCCGCAUGGACGCCCUGUCGAAGCUCAAGACGGUGGUGCAGACGGCGCCGUUGUCGCCCGAGGAGCUGACCCAGAUUGACUCGGAAUUGGCCUCGUUUGACGCUGAGAUGCGUUCCAAGCGUCAGAUCCGAUCGCCGUCAGUCGCGAGCCGGUCACCAAGGCCGGUGGCUGCACCUUCGGCCCCUGCGCUUCCCCCCAAUUUAGCAGGUGCACUGGCCAAUCUUGCAAAUUUGGGCGGCAUCAAGUCUCCGCAGCUCCACUCCGCACCUCAGCAACCACAUCACAGUCAGCAGCAGCCGGCUCCUGCACCGAAUCAAGCAAACGAUCUUAUCAAGUCGCUCAUGCUAGCAGGUCUGCUCAAAGCGCCUGUCCAGCAGCAGACCAGCCAGGAUGACGAAUAUACGCGAACGAUCAUGUCGACCAAUGUCACCCUCACGGCCGCCGAGUUAUCUCGAGAACCGACAACAGGGCCGAUUGAAGAGCUUUGCCAGCGCUACCUCUCGCGGCAAUGUCCUCAGUGCGCCAACAGAUAUCCGCCAGGCGACAAGGGCCAGGCUGCCAUGGAUGCCCAUCGCGACUGGCAUUUCCGACAGAACCAGAGGGUCAAGGACAGCGCAGUGCGAGGCCAGAGCAGGAGCUGGUUUAGCAAGCUCGAACAAUGGAUUCGCGGAGGUUACGACGAUACGCUGCUGCCAUCGCGCGAGGAAGCUAAUCUGCACGACGAGCAGGGCCACGCAGGGCCGAGGCUGACAGCGGCCCAGGAGGAAGAGCUCCGAGCCGCUUCAUCCAAGUUUGUGGUGGCCGACGGUGAUGCAUCGUGUCCGAUUUGCAAGGAAAAGUUCAAUUCGGAGUGGAGCGAGGACGAGGAGGAAUUCAUCUGGAGGAACGCCAUCAAGAACGGGGGAAAGUAUUACCAUGCCACAUGCCACCUAUCAGCGACAACGCUUUCCUCCAACAUCGAAAGAGGAAGGCGGGCAGAUACGCCGAUAGAACAAUCCUCAGAUCCUAUCAUCCGGGUCAAGAAAGAAGAGGGCGACAGGAAGCGAAAGGAGAGCCCGUCUGUCGGCGAAGCACAGGAGUCACCCAAUCAAAAGGUCAAGCAGGAGUCUUGAGCCAGUAUCCGUCCGCCCGUCUGUCCGUCCAACCAUCCAUUCAUCCCCUCCCUCUUACACCCAUCAACCCAUCAACUCAUCACCCCAUCAACCCAUCAUAACCCAUUAGCAGUGUCGCAGCUCAUUUAUUUCAUAUGCAAUCUUUCAUACAACAAAGGCAAUCUCAAUAAUCUCUCCAG